Messenger RNA from Clavispora lusitaniae ATCC 42720, 729 nucleotides. Its product is annotated as Aldo/keto reductase family protein. Lineage: Eukaryota; Fungi; Ascomycota; Pichiomycetes; Serinales; Metschnikowiaceae. The record is from RefSeq and is a predicted model, not a curated record. Gene Ontology annotation, molecular function: oxidoreductase activity.
AUGGAAACGAGAAAGAGGUUGGCCAAGCAAUCAAGGACUCGGGAGUCCCCAGAGAAGAAAUCUUCGUCACAUCCAAGUUGUGGAACGAUGACCACAAGAAUCCAAGUGCAGCCUUUGAAAAAUCUUUUGAAGGACUUGGGAUUGGAGUACCUCGACUUGUACUUGAUGCAUUGGCCAGUCAGCAACUCGGAUGGUAGAAAGAGUGAGGAGAAGGACUAUGACUACAUUGAAACUUACAAGAAGAUGCAAGAGUUGGCCAAAUCCGGCAAGGCAAAGGCCAUUGGCAUUAGCAACUUCACAAAGGAGCGUAUUGAAAAGUUGUUGUCUGACCCAGAAGUCACCAUUAAGCCAGCUGCUCUUCAGAUUGAAGCACACCCAUUGUUGACCCAACCCGAAUUGUUCAACUACGCGAAGAAGGAAAACAUCUUGAUUGAAGCUUACUCGCCCUUGGGACACAGUAGUGGCGACUCACCAUUGUUUAAAAAUUCGCUCAUAACAUCGGUGGCUGAGAAAUAUGGCGUGGAUCCAGCCCAGGUUCUUAUCAGUUGGGCGGUACAAAGAGGAACUGUGGUAUUGCCCAAAUCUGUGCACGAAGAGAGAAUCAUCUCUAACUUGAAGACUUUCACAUUGGCUGAUGAAGACUUUGAGGCUUUGAACAAUUUGAGCAAGAAGGAAGGUUCUCAAAGAGUGAAUGACACCCCAUGGGAUGUGUUUUCGAAUGACCCAUGA